UUAAAAAACGGCUGGCAUUUCGCGUAACCAAAAUGUGAAAUUCUGCUGGCACUUAAAGGGUUAAAGAAAAUGCUGAUGCAAUCAUUUCCCUGUAUAUGAUGGCGAACAGGUACAUUUAUCAAGACAACAACGCCAAAAGCAAGCAGGUGUGUGAACUACUGAAUUGUGUUCAAAGGCAGAUAUGGGAGCCCUGAUAUUAACACCUGACUUUAGAAUGUAUAAAUUUUAAAGGCACUCUUUGCAAACAGGAACCUACCUGUCCCUGAUAUAUUGUGUGCUAACACUGUUUAUGCAACUACGAGCCACACUGAAAAUAAUUAAAUUCAUAGCCGAUAUAAAGACAAAAUAACACAUUUGUGCCUGCAGUGCUAAAUACCAUGCUAUAUUGUGGCACUCACACAGACCUGCAAUUAGGAUGACAAAUUUCUAGGGGCAGCAUGCCACGCAAAUGCCACAUAGUUAUUAAUGGAUACAAGUUUAACUCAAUCAAACUCACAUCUCUAACCAAACCUGAUUACUCCCGGUUCACAACUCAGAAACCAACUCUGGAAUCUCCCACUGCACUGGGAAGGGCAGUAGAUUUGACAGCUGUUUGUAUCCCCCAUACUCACCCAGCCCCCAGGAUGGUUCAUUUCUUUCCUACUAGUAAAUGCAGGAGAGUGUUUUGUGCACUUGCUGCAUACAUUAGACCUUUUGAAAGAUCAAGCUAACAGUAUGUUAUAAUUAAAGGUGUAUAAGGAUUUUGUUAGACACUUCAAUGCUAUGCAAAUUAAUAUUAUUACAUUAACUGUGCCACCAGAUGGCAGUGUUCCCCAUUGAUAAUCUCUGCAGGUGACAGGUGUGUCCCUGAAGGCAGAUAAUGACAAAGUGAAUAACUGGAGGAAUUCCCUACCUAUAACCACGUCAUCUCCUCACCUGCUAAGUAAGGAAAGUGAAAGAUCCUGCUAGUUCCCAGUUAUUCUCUCACCAGUCCUAUUGUAGUCAUCAGAGUCAGACGUACAGAAAAAUAUCCUGCCCUUGCACAAAUGCAUUUUCUCUUCAUUUGAGGCUCUGGGUAUAAAAGAAUAAAGAUGGAAAGCAUUGGGACAAACUGCAGCCCAGAAGCACAGAGGAACCAUCUGAGAGACCAGGUGUGCGGAGUCCUUUCUGAAUACAGAACCUUUAUCAAGAAGCCAUGGCAAUUCCUAUCAGACUGGCCGCCAUGAUGGUCCUGCUGGUGACAGUGACAGCACAUCCACACAGAAGGCACUGCCACAUGUCCAGAUACAGAUCCCUGUCCCCCAGUGAUAUAAGGGCCGUCAGACUUCUACACAAUGAACAUGAGAAAAGUCCUUUCAGCGAUGGGAUAAAAUGUCAGAAGAAAAUGUUUCGCCAUAAGCCGUCUGUGUGUGACCUGAAGGCAAGUGACAAACAGAUUCUGACUCUAGAGAGAGUGACGUUGGCUGUAGAUGUGCUGACAAACAUGACCGAAUCUCCACUGAGUGAAUUUGUUUCCCAACCGCUUGAGUUUUUCCUGAGCCUGGAAGAUGAUCUGAAGCACUGUAGAAAGUCUCCAUUGUACAGUGAUUCUCCCUCCCAAAAGCUGAUGCCUUGGCUGAACCAUCUCAAGCAUUUCAGAGAAAGGGUUUCCUCUCAGUGUGUCAAAGAUGCCGUGUUGCUCAGCCUAAUCCAGCUGCUAAUUGAAGAUGUAAUGUGUUGGGCUAAUAAGGAAUAAUGCCCCGCUCUCUUCAGGAGCAGAGUCGGAAGAAUCCAUAUGGAGAGAUGCUCCCACAAGCUUCCCCUGCUUCACUUGCCUGCACAUACAUAUCAGAACCCAUACACACAGUGGCGGAACUACCGGGGGAGCAAGGGGUGUGAGCGAGCCCCCCGUCAGACCGCGCGCCACUGACAAAUGCGGCCGUUCGGAGGGGGGCGGGCCCGGCUGUGCGUCACGCACCAGGGCCUGCCCUCAUCUAGUGACGCUUCUGCAUACACAGCAGGCACUGGAUCAUUUACUCCUGCUCCAGACUGCAUCACAUAGAGUAAGGACAGUACCCAGCUUCUUACACCUCUGUCUGCACUGAUUGUAACCAUUGGACUGACAAAUGGACUGGAUUAACCUGCAUUUAUUAAAUUAGAGGCUACAUAUUUCUCUAUAUUUAAAGUAAGAGAUAAGAAGAUACCAAGUAUAAUAUUUGUACUCAUAUUUAUUUGUAUUUAUAUUAAUUUAUUAAAUACAGUGUAAACAUAAUAUUCUUAUUUAUAAAUGUAUUGUAUUCUAACUCCCAGGUGGUGAUAUUGCUAUAAGUAUUAUUUUUUUUGGUUUUGGAAAUA
This is a messenger RNA of Xenopus laevis (African clawed frog), 2313 nucleotides long. RefSeq names its product interferon lambda-3 (gene ifnl2.L). Gene Ontology annotation, biological process: defense response to virus; positive regulation of immune response; innate immune response. Gene Ontology annotation, cellular component: extracellular region. NCBI's taxonomy places the organism in Eukaryota, Metazoa, Chordata, Amphibia, Anura, Pipidae. The coding region runs from base 1175 to 1714 and encodes 179 amino acids. The record is from RefSeq and is a predicted model, not a curated record. Gene Ontology annotation, molecular function: signaling receptor binding; cytokine activity. The transcript is spliced from 6 exons.